Messenger RNA from Drosophila kikkawai, 1747 nucleotides. RefSeq names its product mitochondrial 2-oxoglutarate/malate carrier protein. Gene Ontology annotation, molecular function: transmembrane transporter activity. NCBI's taxonomy places the organism in Eukaryota, Metazoa, Arthropoda, Insecta, Diptera, Drosophilidae. The record is from RefSeq and is a predicted model, not a curated record.
UAACAAACCAGAUGUAUUUUGGUGUUGUUGCUGGCUGCAUUUAAUUUCUCAGACUGCAAGUGAAAAUAAAUAAAACAAUAAAAAGACGGGACAUUCCGCGGCCACGCAGCCAAAUAGCAGCCAAGCAGCACGUGCCUCGAGUGCCGAAAAUAGAGCCGUGGGAAAGGCGGGGAAAAGCGCUUUUCUCUCGCGAGUGACGCGCUUGACAUUGAACAACAUUCGCGUACGCGUCGGCGAGCAAAAAAUAAAACUAGGAAAUAAUCAUCCACAAACACCAAGAAAAGCCAGCCAGCACGUAUCAGCUGUUGGCCAAGUGCGUGUGCGGCUGCAGAGAAUCAUCAUUAUUAAUUGUGCCACAGUCGCGGAAAGGUGCUCCACCUCCUCCACAUUCCCCCUGCCGAGGCUGCUGCUGCUGCUGCUGUUGAUUUUUCCGAGCUUUUCCGGGCAGCGAAAACUGGAAAUUGCAAGCAAUCGAGAGAGCGAGCAGAGCAUUUACUACGUGUUGUGUAAUCAUAGCCAGAAAUAAGGAAAAAUGAGCGCCACGCAGGUCCAGGAGCCACCGAAAAAGGCGGCGGCGGCCUCGAAUGCCAUCAAGUUUCUGUUCGGCGGUCUGUCGGGCAUGGGAGCCACCAUGGUGGUGCAGCCGCUCGAUUUGGUGAAAACCCGCAUGCAAAUCUCUGGAGCCGGCAGUGGCAAGAAGGAGUUCCGUAACUCUUUCCACUGCAUCCAGACCGUUGUGAGCAAGGAGGGUCCGCUGGCUCUGUACCAGGGCAUUGGAGCUGCCUUGCUUAGGCAGGCCACCUACACCACCGGCCGACUGGGCAUGUACACCUACCUGAACGAUCAGUUCAGGGAGCGAUUCCAACGCAACCCCGGCAUCACGGACAGCAUGGCCAUGGGCACGAUUGCCGGCGCCUGCGGUGCCUUCAUCGGAACGCCCGCGGAGGUGGCCCUUGUCCGCAUGACCUCCGAUGGCAGGCUGCCGGUGGCAGAGCGCAGGAACUACACGAAUGUGGCCAAUGCAUUGACCAGGAUCACCAAGGAGGAGGGCCUCACCGCCCUGUGGAGAGGCAGUCUCCCCACUGUAGGCCGUGCCAUGGUGGUGAACAUGACCCAGCUGGCCAGUUACUCGCAGUUCAAGACCUACUUCCGCAACGGUCCCCUGAAGAUGGAGGAGGGCAUCAAGUUGCACUUCUGCGCCAGCAUGCUGAGCGGUCUUCUGACCACCAUGACAUCGAUGCCGCUGGACAUUGCCAAGACCCGUAUCCAGAACAUGAAGAUGGUGGACGGCAAGCCAGAGUACCGCGGCACCACCGACGUCCUGCUCCGUGUGGCCCGACAGGAGGGAGUCUUUGCCUUGUGGAAGGGCUUCACGCCGUACUACUGCCGCUUGGGACCGCACACUGUGCUGACCUUCAUCCUGCUGGAGCAGCUCAAUCAGGGCUACAACAAGUACGUUCUCGGUGUGGAGAAGAGCACGGGCAUCUAAGGAACGAUCGAAGAAUGAUCAAGGAUGAACGAUAGAGUGGGGAGUGAAGGAUCGAUGAACCAUGAACAAUCGAUGAACGAUGAACAAUGAACGAUGCGUGUAUAUAAAACGUUAAGUUUAAAACCAACGUUGGGCAUUUAAAUGUCGGCAAUUCCGGUGACAAUAUUACAUGAUUACGACUAUUAGCUUUGGAUGUUGAAACAGUUUUUUGUAGCGCCAUAAGUGUCAAGUGGAUUCUCAAUAAAGCACAAAAUGUUA